This is a messenger RNA of Colletotrichum orchidophilum, 357 nucleotides long. RefSeq lists its product as uncharacterized. The record is from RefSeq and is a predicted model, not a curated record. Lineage: Eukaryota; Fungi; Ascomycota; Sordariomycetes; Glomerellales; Glomerellaceae. The coding region runs from base 1 to 357 and encodes 118 amino acids. The transcript is spliced from 2 exons.
AUGUCUGACAACAGCGCCAACACCUCGCAACCCGCCGUCGAUGAGACGCCCAUCUCCCGCCCUGCCGGCGAGCGCAAGAAUUCUCUCGAGAACCACCUCCAACACCGUCCCGACCGCGCCGAGCUGGUCGAGAAGAACAUCCUGCCCGCCUCCAACGCCGCGCCCGGCUUGAUCGCCCACCAAAAGGAGCUCGAGAAGCACAUGCGCGCCGACUCUCUCAACGACAAGAUCUCCCACCGUCCCGCCCCCGAGGACCUCAUCAAGGAGGGCGUGCUCAAGGAGGACCCCCGCAGCGCUGACGACAAGUACGCCGAGGCCAUUGAGGACGAGUACGCCAAGCGCGAGGGUGGUGCUUGA